Molecule: messenger RNA, 3116 nt
Organism: Epinephelus moara (kelp grouper)
Lineage: Eukaryota; Metazoa; Chordata; Actinopteri; Perciformes; Serranidae
Exons: 10
Coding region: 182-1534 (450 amino acids)
Biological process (GO): regulation of transcription by RNA polymerase II
Cellular component (GO): nucleus
Molecular function (GO): RNA polymerase II cis-regulatory region sequence-specific DNA binding; DNA-binding transcription activator activity, RNA polymerase II-specific
Source: RefSeq, a predicted model, not a curated record
CGUGAACUAGCGGACGAACCGGAAACUGUAAAGCACAAACCGUUUGUCAGAGAAAAUGAGGAUACACUCAGGGGGUGAUGAUGUUAGCUGAGGAGAGACAGUGGAGGAGAAAAGAUGUGAAACUAACUGGUGGGAAGACAGUCAUUUGGAGGACGGUAACUUUGAUCAACAAAGUGGUGAAAUGAGUUCUUCAGAAGAGCUGAAAGAGGCAGACACAGACAUUAGCAGACCUCAUCAGUGUCAGACGUGUGGGAAAUCUUACAGUCGGAUCUGUAGUCUCAAAAGACAUGAACUCACUCACACUGCAGAGAAACUGUACCACUGUGAACAAUGCGACAGCAGCUUCAGUGAGCUAAAGACAUACAAGCUCCACCUGCAGACCCACACUGAGGAAACACCAUACUGCUGCAGCCUGUGUGGGAGACAUUUCAGCGACCAGAGCUCAUACAGAAAACACCUGAGCAGCCACACUGGACCAUACCAGUGUGACCGAUGUGAAAAGACCUUCAGUCAGUGGGCGAUUAACCCAUCUCUUACUGAGGACGUGAAGAAGUACCUGACAGGCACUGAAGGGGGAUCCAUUACUUUACCUGACCCUCUGAUGGUGCAGGGGUUUGUUUCAUUUGGAAGAAUAAUCUUAGCUAUGGUGGAAAAUAAGAAUAUUGAAGUAUAUGAGGAACUUUACAAAGACAGACUUCUUUGGGACAGCGACACUGGACUCUUUUCAAUCACUGGCCUGCAGAGGAACGACUCAGGGAUUUAUAAUAUUGACUCUAAAAAAGGAAACGUUUUCACUGCAUCAUAUAAACUCACAGUGUAUGAGUCUGUACCAGCUCCUGCUGUGAGCACACUGAGUGUGAGCGCUGAUGGCUGCACCUUGCUGUGUUUUGUGAAGAAAGCUGAGGAAGCGACACUGUCGUGGUACAAAGACGAGGAAAUACUGAACCAGACUGGCUCCGUUCUCUCUUUGCCUCUGACUGUGCACAGCCAGGAUUUCAGCUUCUCUUACAGAUGUGUUGCAGCCAAUCCUGCUGAAAACAAGACUCGUCCAGUCAAUGUUACAACACUCUGCAGUGACCAAAACAACACAGACAGCAGGGGCAACAUGAACACAAGACAAUAUGUGAUUGUAAUUGGAAUUCCCAUCGUGUUGGCUGUAAUUCUUCUAUUUGUCAUCACGUGGAAGUGUCUCGACAAAAACAAGAGGACAAUCAAACAAACACAAGAUGCACUGAGAACAUAUUUGAACAAGAAGCCCAGAGAAGCUGCUGCAAAAUCUACAAGUCAGGCAACAUGCAGCAGCACGGCUGGAUACAGCACAUCACCUCACUACCUCAUGACUUCCAGUGAGACACAGCCUGAAUCAGAUUCAGUGAGCAGCGAACCAGACGUUAACUAUGCUGACAUUGAUAUUUCUGAAGACAGACGCAGUCAGGUUGGUCUGCAAACACACCCUCAGGGUGGAAAUUUACCAGAUUCAUCAAGAAGUGCCGACAACUCCUAUCUAACAACAGUCUGUUAUAAACCAUUAUGAACAGUUCCAGUCUGUUUUCCGCUCACGUCACAGCACAGAGACAGCUCUCCUAAAAAUCAUCAACGAUCUCCUGAUGGCAGCUGACUCCGGACUAUUAACCAUCCCCAUCCUCAUCCUCCUUGACCUGGGUGCAGCCUUCAACACCAUCUCCCACGUCAUCCUCCUCGACAGGCUAGCAUCAAUUGGUAUAUCUGAACGCUCAGCUCUACCUUACCACCAAGCCCACCUCCACCUUCCCGCCCUCCUCCCUCUGUGACUGUUUAUAGGAAAUCAAAUCCUGGUUUUCUUCAAAUCUCCUAAAACUCAACAGUGACAAAACCGAGGUUCUCCUCCUAUGAGGCCAGGUGCUCUGAGCUGUCAAAAAGUUCUGAACUGAAAAAAAAGGCACGUUUGAUGCCUGGAUCUACCUGGUGUCAGCAGAGAGUCCAUUGUUUGGUGGUGUGCUGUCUGUUGGUGGGGCAUAUCCUGUGCACAUGGCUGAAAUGAGUGAGACUGUACAGAGGAUUUGAUGACUAGAGGGCGCAUUCCCCCCUGAGUUGACUACUAUCUAGGACCCCUCCAGCAUCACUUUUGGACAUGUCAGUUUCUGUGUCAAUUUCCGUUCAUUACGUUUUACAGUGCCUUCAAAAUAAACUUCUGUUGUCAUAGGAAACAUAGUUAGGUUUACAGAAAUGAUCUGACAACUAUGUCACCUGACGACUAUGUCACCUGACAACUAUGUCACCUGACGACUAUGUCACCUGACGACUAUGUCACCGGACAUACACCAGUAAGUUGGUGGUUAAAAAAACUCAAGCUGACUUUCUGUUUCACAGGGGAUACAAACAGCAGUCUCCUGAGGAAAGUUCGGUGUGUUUGACCCCCACAUAUAAGGUGACCCUUAUAUGAGAUCAAGUCCAACAGUUUCCUUACUGACUUAUAUCACUGACAAUACCAGUUAGAUGUAUUUACAUGAUAAAUAAAUGUAUUUUCAACAUUAAAACACAUUAGGCUACAACGUGCCAUCUGAUGCACCUAUUUUGGUGUAUUUAAAUAUUUCGUUCACACUGGGGUCUCUAAACAAACAGUCUUGGAAUUACAUAAACUGGGUAUGACUGGGAUUCUGACAGUUGACAGCCAUAAACUUCAGGCUAUUUAAGUUCUGCGCACAAUUUGAUUAAAGCUACCUACAAGAUUUAUAAAUGAAAAUGAAGAAAAACAUUAGUAAUUAGCAAUAUUUUUUUUUUCCAAUCAAUUCUUGAUGUUGUCUGCUGAAGGCAGCAGAGCAGCAGUAAAGUGGCCAGCUUAGCAGUAAAUGUGCAGUGUAAGUCACAGUUUUUCUGUUAAUAAAGGCUGCUGCUUCACUGCUUUCCAGCUGCUGGUAAAGUGAAGAGGGUUAACCCCAAAGUUACUUUGGCCCAGGAGAUAAACAAAUCUCCCCUGCUGCUGCCACCACCAGCUGGAGCAGGACAGGUUUACAAAGUAUAAAGGGUGGAAAUUUGAGUCAGAAAGUUUGACUUUGACUCCCUCUAGUGGUUGCAUUAGAAACAACAAUGUGGUAGACAUGUCCACAUUAAAAAUUAUAAGAUAUUAGAUGAAAUCA